UUAAGAGUAUUGAGUUUCAUCCAUUCGGCUCUGUUCGAUUCUCAAGGUUUGGGACGGAGAAGAUGAUGGAAGGUGUGGCGCUGAAGCUCCAAUUCAGAAUUCCUACUUCCUCCACACUCCGCCAUUCCUCUUCUCCUUUUCUCCGCUGCAGCUUCCGCAGAUUUUCCUCUCCUUUCUCAGUUUCUGCCUCUGCUUCCACCGCCAGGGAAACCGACAACUUGCAUCUCGGCUCACUUUCCCUUGGGCACAUAACUCGACCUGAUUUCCCUAUCCUCCAUCAGGAAGUAAAUGGCUCCAAGCUUGUCUACUUGGACAACGCUGCCACCUCGCAGAAGCCCCGUGCUGUGUUGAAAGCUUUGCAGAAUUAUUAUGAGGCUUACAAUUCAAAUGUUCAUCGUGGCAUGCACUUCUUGAGUACGAAGGCAACUGACGAGUAUGAAUUGGCAAGAAAGAAGGUUGCGUCUUUUAUCAAUGCUAGAGAUGCUAGUCAGAUUGUUUUUACAAGGAAUGCAACUGAAGCUAUCAAUCUAGUGGCUUAUUCCUGGGGCAUACCUAACUUAAAAUUAGGAGAUGAGGUCAUAAUUACAGUUGCUGAACAUCACAGUGCUAUUGUCCCCUGGCAAAUUGUAGCUCAAAAGACUGGUGCUGUUCUGAAGUUUGUGAAUUUAGGUGAACAUGAAGUCCCAAACUUGAAAGAUUUCAAGGAGAUGUUUUCAACAAAAACGAAGCUUGUGGUUACCCAUCAUGUCUCAAACGUACUAGCGUCUGUUCUUCCAAUUGAAGAAAUAGUUGGCUGGGCACAUCGUUUUGGAGCAAAAGUGGUAGUAGAUGCAUGCCAGAGUGUUCCACAUAUGGUUGUUGACGUCCAGGUGCUUGAUGCUGACUUUCUUGUUGCUUCUUCUCACAAGAUGUGUGGGCCUACAAGCAUUGGAUUUUUAUAUGGAAAGAGUGAGCUCUUGUCUGCAAUGCCUCCAUUCUUAGGUGGUGGAGAGAUGAUAUCAGAUGUAUUUCUUGACCAUUCCUCAUACGCAGAACCUCCUUCCAGAUUUGAGGCUGGGACACCAGCAAUUGGAGAGGCAAUUGGGUUGGGAGCUGCUAUUGAUUAUUUGUCUGGAAUCGGCAUGCAAAAGAUUCAUAGUUAUGAAGUUGAAUUGGCGAAUUAUCUGUAUGAAAGCCUUCGUGCAGUGCCUAACAUUCACAUAUAUGGCCCAGCUCCCACAGUAAGUGUUCAACGAGCUGCGCUAUGUUCCUUCAAUAUUGAAAACAUUCACCCAACAGACAUUGCAUCCUUUCUUGAUCAACAGCACGGUGUAGCCAUCCGAUCAGGACACCACUGUGCGCAGCCCCUCCAUCGGGCACUCGGCGUGACCGCGAGUGCACGAGCUAGCCUUUACUUCUACAACACAAAAGAGGAUGUGGACUACUUUAUCCAGGCUCUAAAUGAUGCUGUAAGUUUCUUGGACGCUUUGAGGUAGAGAUCAGGCAAUACCAACUUCCUGGUCUGGUAGGUCCAUAUCUUGAACUGAACCUUCAAUAAUGCAAGGCACUCUAUUUCUUGGUCUAUUUCUUGGUUAUCUUGAGCCAGCAGUGACUGCCAUCUCUUUGCCCUUGUAAUUACUCCUGGUUUUAGGCUUUAUAAUACUCAUAAACUAAUUUAAUUUAGCUAUAGUUUCAUGGACUCCAUGAAAUAUUAUAUAUAGCUUUGUUUUACGAGAUUUUAA
Cucurbita pepo subsp. pepo (vegetable marrow) is the source of this 1721-nucleotide messenger RNA. Its product is annotated as cysteine desulfurase 1, chloroplastic. Gene Ontology annotation, molecular function: pyridoxal phosphate binding; cysteine desulfurase activity. Lineage: Eukaryota; Viridiplantae; Streptophyta; Magnoliopsida; Cucurbitales; Cucurbitaceae. The record is from RefSeq and is a predicted model, not a curated record.